AUGCAUUACCUUGCAUUCACUUUGCUCUUGACAAUAGGACCUUUGGUUCAUUCUCGUCCUUCCAGUGAUAUUCAAGUUGAUGAUGUCUUAUAUACUCCAGAACAAUUACAAUUCUUUGAAGGAAAUAAAGAAAGUCGCGUUGUUCUGUCUUGGUCAGAAUAUUACUGGAAAAAGAGCACUCUGGUAUAUAGCUUUGGCGUGGGUCUGUCAACCACAGAUAUGACUAGAGUGAAAAAUGCCAUGAAAGAAAUUUCUUUACACACUUGUGUCAAAUUUCGCAGGACUUUCAAUCGUCGCGAACCGCAGGUGGUGAUUCAACGAAAGGAUACGGGAUGCUGGUCCCAUAUAGGAUAUCUGGGCAGAUCUAAUCAGGAACUCAAUCUCGGCAGUGGAUGCAUGUCUAGUGGAACGAUUCAGCAUGAACUCCUCCAUGCUUUGGCUUUUUAUCAUACCCAAAGUGAUCCCCAAAGGGAUCAAUAUGUGCGAAUAUAUCCAGAAAAUAUCCAGCCUGGCUAUGAACAUAAUUUUGAGAGGCUUCGAGGCGAUGGAGUCACAGAUUAUGGACUGGGCUAUGAUUACGAAAGUAUUAUGCAUUAUGGUCCGUUUGCUUUUUCGAGAAAUGGAAACCCCACGAUUAUUCCUCUCCAGGGUAAUGUGAUUAUUGGUCAAGCGAAUAAGUUGAGUCCACGGGAUGUGGCCACCUUAAAUCUCAUGUAUUGUUAA
Drosophila serrata is the source of this 723-nucleotide messenger RNA. RefSeq names its product zinc metalloproteinase nas-13. The record is from RefSeq and is a predicted model, not a curated record. Gene Ontology annotation, molecular function: zinc ion binding; metalloendopeptidase activity. Gene Ontology annotation, biological process: proteolysis. Lineage: Eukaryota; Metazoa; Arthropoda; Insecta; Diptera; Drosophilidae.